GAUCAAUUUUUGGGGGGAGUGCAAACUAUGCACUGGAGCCACCAGAAAAAAUGUACGUGAGUUAUCUCCUAGAUAAGGACUCCAGCAUGUACCCGAAUUCCGUAAGACACCCAAGCCUAAAUUUAAACCCUCAGAAUUUCGUACCGGCGCCUCCACAGUAUCCGGACUUUACAGGAUACCAUCACGUCCCGGGAAUUACCACUAAUGACCCGCAUCACAGCCAGACGGGCAGCUGGAACCCCGCUUACCCCCCUCCGCGGGAGGAAUGGACACCUUACGGGCCGGGAUCAGGAGUGUCCAGCUCGAGCACAGGUCAGCUGGGCUUCAGUCCUCCAGAGUUUUCAUCUGUCCAAACUCCGGGUCUGCUCCAAUCCUCCAUCAACUCUUCAGUCGGACAGCUGUCACCCAACGCGCAGAGACGCAACCCUUACGACUGGAUGCGCCGCAGCGUCCCGCCCGCCAGCUCAGGAGGGAAGACCAGAACAAAAGACAAAUACCGGGUGGUGUACACAGAUCAUCAGCGUCUGGAGCUGGAGAAAGAGUUUCAUUACAGCCGCUACAUCACAAUAAGAAGAAAAGCAGAACUGGCAACCGCACUCAGUCUGUCAGAGAGACAGGUGAAGAUCUGGUUCCAGAACCGCCGUGCUAAAGAGAGGAAAAUCAAUAAGAAGAAAAUGCAGCAGCCUCAGCCGGCAUCCACCACCACACCCACCCCACCGGGCUCAGCACUACCAGGCAAUGUGCCGAUGGUGACCAGCAGCAGUAGCGGUGGCCUCGUGUCCCCGCCCAUGCCAAUGUCCAUCAAAGAAGAGUAUUGAGGACUCGGAAAACCUGGACUGAUAGAGAUUUUUAUAUCGAAACACACUAAUCCAACACAGGGUACUCUUCAUGAAAUCAGCACAUCUUUCCUGGAGCACUGAAAAUAAUGUUGUUGCAAACGAUUUAUGUGGGCUGAAGUUAAACAAACAAAAAUGAGUUGAGUAGUGUUCAGCUUAAUUUGUUUGUUUAAAUUUAGCCCAAAUAAAGUAUUUGCAACCACACGCCUUAAAAGAAUUCAUCCAGCAGGCACAGGACGUCAACAUGACCUCAGACUGACGUUGUAGGUCAACAUCAUGGGGACGUUGCAAGUUGUUUGGAAUGAAAAUCAAGUGGACAUGAGAACCCAAUGUCAGGCUGAUGUUUACGUCCAACCAAAAAUCAACCAAUUAUCAACGUCUAAUGAUGUUGUGUGGAUGUUGCCAUUAUGACGUCUAUCAGAUGUUGGAUUUUGGUUGCCAUUCCUGAUGUAUAAAUGUCAGUAUUUGGCGUCAAUAUUAUGUUGGUUUAAAAUGUUGGCAAAAAGAAAACGUAAAAUCAACCAAAUUUCAACGUCUAAUGAUGUUACAGCUUGACGUUGUGUGGAUGUUACCACUAUGACAUCUAUUAGAUGUUGGAUUUCGAUAGCCAUAAAUGAUGUAUUUGACAUAAAUAAGACGUUGGUUUAAGAUGUUUGCUUAACAUUGCGUUUUGGUUACUCUCCAACACAACCUAAAAUCAACCAAAUAUCAUAUCACAUAUACAAUAUGUGGAUGUUACCAUUAUGACGACUAUCAGACGUUGGACUUUGGUUGCCAUACCUGAUGACGUUGGACUGUCCAACACAACCUAAUAUCAACCAAAUAUCAAUGUCAUUCGUUGUCAUUAUUGGACAUCAAAAUAACGUUGUCCUUAGACGCUGAGUAGACAUUGAAUUUUGGUCACCUGACGUCACAACCUAAAUCUAACCUAAUAUUAACAUCUUAUGACAUCGUUUGCCUGCUCUGUAGUAAAUCCAAUGACUCACUUUUUUUCAGCAAAAUGAAAUUUUAUGGAAUUUUCUUGACAAAUACAAAUAGUCGACAGCCACACUUCUAAAAAUAAAGGUUCUUAGACGGCAAUAAA
Messenger RNA from Danio rerio (zebrafish), 1920 nucleotides. It is a transcript of the gene cdx1b, whose product is annotated as caudal type homeobox 1 b. NCBI's taxonomy places the organism in Eukaryota, Metazoa, Chordata, Actinopteri, Cypriniformes, Danionidae. Gene Ontology annotation, cellular component: nucleus. The record is from RefSeq and is marked provisional. Gene Ontology annotation, molecular function: DNA binding; DNA-binding transcription factor activity, RNA polymerase II-specific. Gene Ontology annotation, biological process: regulation of transcription by RNA polymerase II; regulation of DNA-templated transcription.